Molecule: messenger RNA, 2412 nt
Organism: Trichechus manatus latirostris (Florida manatee)
Lineage: Eukaryota; Metazoa; Chordata; Mammalia; Sirenia; Trichechidae
Gene: TRMT2B
Product: tRNA methyltransferase 2 homolog B
Exons: 13
Coding region: 341-1831 (496 amino acids)
Biological process (GO): RNA processing
Molecular function (GO): RNA binding; tRNA (uracil(54)-C5)-methyltransferase activity, S-adenosyl methionine-dependent
Source: RefSeq, a predicted model, not a curated record
GAGAAGGCGGCCCACACAGGGUCAAAAGUGCUUUUGAGGAAGGUCUCGAGAGAAGAAACCUAGACGAAGUAGAGAGCGGAGCUCCCGGACACCAUUUGCCAGGGGCCGGGAGGCCGGGCUGGCACCGAGGAGGAGCCCUGCGUCCUGCCGCGCCUGCCUCUGGGGCUGGCGUAGACUAGAGGCGCCUGGCGCACCAGGAAGUGACUCUUCCCCCCCCUCGUUUCUUCUCUAGUGGCAGCAAAGCCAGGCCAUUUGCUGGCUUUUUCUUUUGCCGCCUCAGGUUUGUAGAAGGAUUUAUUGGUUAUGAAGGUGUUAAGAGAAGAGUCAUUUUGUGGUCCCAAUGCACAGCCCGAGACAGUUUCUCUCCAGGGUGGGUCUUGUCUCCAAAUCAGGAUUGCUUCCCUGGUGUGCCAGAAAACCACCAGGUUGGUCACAGCCCUUUUUGAGCACAGCAAGUGGGGGAAAUUUCACCCACUUGGCAGCCAAGAAGUAUCAGAGAGGACAAGAAAGUCAGAAGAAACCAAGCCAAGAUCUUGGACCGCUAGAUGCUUCCUGGCAAGAAAGACUGGCUGAUGCUGUGACGCCACUCUGGAGGCUGAGCUAUGAAGAACAGCUCAAGGUGAAAUUUGAAGCUCAGAGGAAAAUUUUACAAAGACUAGAGUCUUACCUCCAAAUGCUCAAUGGAGUCAACAUGACAACAGCCACACCCAAAUCUGAGGGACUCUCUUGCAUUCUCCUUCCUAUUAUACCUUCUCCUGUCAUCAGUGGUUAUCGAAAUAAGUCCACCUUCUCUGUGAACCGAGGCCCAGAUGGCAAUUCAAAGACCGUGGGAUACUACGUGGGGACUUGGAGAGACAGGAACAUCGUCUGUGUACACUCUCACCGUCUGAAAAAUAUCCCUGAGAAACACAAUCAAGUGGCGCAGUACUAUGAAAUAUUCCUUCGACAGUCCCGAGCGGAGCCCUGCCUUCUAUUUCAUGAAGGUGGGUACUGGCGUGAGCUCACAGUCCGCACCAAUAGCCAAGGGCACACGAUGGCCAUCAUCACUUUCCAUCCCCAGGAAUUAAGUCAGGAGGAGCUCUGUGUCCAGAAGGAGACUGUAAAGGAGUUUUUCACCAAAGGGCCAGGAGCAGUCUGUGACUUGACAUCACUUUACUUCCAGGAAAGCACCAUGACCCAUUGCAGCCAUCAGCAAUCCCCCUACCAGCUCCUAUUUGGGGAACCCCACAUCUUUGAAGAUCUCCUGGACUUGAAGAUCCGCAUCUCUCCAGAUGCCUUUUUCCAGGUUAACACUGCUGGUGCAGAGAUGCUGUAUCGGACCGUGGGGGAGCUGAGUGGAGUGAACUCCAACACCAUCCUCCUUGACAUCUGCUGUGGAACUGGUGUGAUCGGCCUCUCUUUGGCUCGGCAUACCUCCAAGGUUCUCGGGAUUGAGUUGCUGGAGCAGGCAGUAGAGGAUGCCAGGUGGACUGCAGCCUUCAAUGGCAUCACCAACUGUGAAUUCUAUGCUGGCCGAGCAGAGAAGAUUUUGCCACAGUUACUGAAGUCAAAGAAUGAUGGGCAGUUAAUUGUUGCUGUGGUGAACCCAGCCCGGGCUGGACUUCAUUACCAGGUGGUUAGAGCCAUUCGAAACUGCAGGGCCAUCCGCAGACUAGUAUUUGUUUCCUGCAAGCCCCAUGGUGAAGCUACAAGGAACUUCAUUGACCUAUGCUGUCCUCCCAACUCUGCUAAGAAGCUCCUAGGGGAGCCUUUUGUCCUGAGACAAGCUGUACCUGUGGAUUUGUUUCCUCACACUGCACACUGUGAACUGGUGCUCCUCUUCACUCGAUAAGCAGCCUCCUAGAAGACCGCAGGCUAUUUGUUAAGGCCGAAGUUUCAGUAACUUCCAGGUUUGGCAUAUUGCUACAUUGCAGAUCCCGGGGCCAUUACUGAGGAAGAUACUCUUUGGAUCAUGGGCAGGAAGAAUAUAGGAGCCUCCUGUCUGAGGCAGAUUUACUCUUAGUUUUAAGGUUUCCUUGCUGUCAUGCAUGUUUGCCUGGUUUUGAUCACUCCUCACUCCUUGGCCUUGGAUCUGGACUGUUCUUUCCUUUUGCUGUCAGCCUGUCAUGGCUCCCUUGGUCCUAGCUUAUAGUCUUGACUCCUCUGUCUGACUCUGCCUAUGGUAUGGUGACAGCUGAGCUUUUCUCAGCAGCUGGUAAUAAUUUCACAUCAACUUAGGUCUCUGCAUUUGCUCUGAGAUUUUGCUAGAUAUGUUUUUGAGACUUCUGAGUUCAUGAGGUAGUCAAGGAUUAGAACUAGAAAGAAGUCUAGCUUAAAAAAAAUAACAAGCAGGGUUUUUUUUUAUUGAUUCUUUCAACAAAUACAUAUAUAUAUAUUUAUUUUGUCGUCGUUGAGAAUAUACACAGCAAAACA